Fusarium verticillioides 7600 is the source of this 983-nucleotide messenger RNA. RefSeq lists its product as hypothetical. NCBI's taxonomy places the organism in Eukaryota, Fungi, Ascomycota, Sordariomycetes, Hypocreales, Nectriaceae. The coding region runs from base 95 to 553 and encodes 152 amino acids. The transcript is spliced from 3 exons. Gene Ontology annotation, molecular function: phosphatase activity. Gene Ontology annotation, cellular component: cytoplasm. The record is from RefSeq and is a predicted model, not a curated record.
ACAACAUUGUGACAAGACAUCAGUGUUCUAACCAUAUCUUUGAACUUUCAACCAGUCUCCCAACGCAAGCUAUUUGAGAAGACACACUCACAUCAUGCUACCGGUUAUCCACUGCGUGCGCCAUGGACAGGGCGUUCACAACCUCAGCUACGCGAACCAUGAUCUACCCGACCCCGAAUUGACCCCUCUUGGGGAGGAACAAGCACAGGCUCUGACCAGCAGGCCUGAACUGGCCAACAUUGAGCUUAUCGUAUCAUCACCACUCCGACGUACCAUUCAGACUGCUCUAUUGGCGUUCCCAUCAAAGCUCAAAGCCGGCAUGCAAGUUCUGGCUUGGGCAGAGGUGCAGGAAGCAAGUGAUCUGAUCUGUGAUACUGGCAGUCGUCUUCCUGAUAUUAAAGCCAGGUUCAAUAGUCUGCCUGUAGAUUUCAGCCUUAUUGAGCCAGACUGGUACCUCAAGCUCCAUGAUAAAGCAGGGAAAAUGGGCCCCAACUGCGGCUUGCCUCCUAGAGAGGGCUCAGCUGGCCCGACAAUGGUUGAGCGAAAGACCUGAAGCUGAAAUUGUAGUGAUUUCACAUGGUUGUUUCUUACACUUUCUGACAGAUGAUUGGGUUAAUGCCAUUAAUCCUCAAGCAACUGAUUGGGCUAACGCUGAGGUCCGCUCUUUUACCUUUGCUUCUAAGAUAGGUGAAGGUUACUCUCUUGAUGAGACUGAAGAAUCAAGGAUGAGACGAGGGUGUCAACAACCUGCUUUAACAAAGGAGCAACAGCUAGAGCUACGGGACACAGUUCUAAGGGCAUGGAUUGAAUGGGGAGUAAUAAGAGGGUGAUAUUUAUUAAGUCAUUGGCAGAAAAUAAAAUGACUUGAUGUUUUGGUGCAUUGCAAGGACGUUGGAGAGGAAAUAUCCAAUCGAAGAAUCUAACAUUCUUCGCAGAAUCUUCUUACAUCAGAUAGUUAACGAUCUGGACAACAAUUAACUGUC